Messenger RNA from Sinocyclocheilus rhinocerous, 4980 nucleotides. RefSeq names its product latent-transforming growth factor beta-binding protein 1-like. Gene Ontology annotation, molecular function: calcium ion binding. NCBI's taxonomy places the organism in Eukaryota, Metazoa, Chordata, Actinopteri, Cypriniformes, Cyprinidae. The record is from RefSeq and is a predicted model, not a curated record. The annotation marks the transcript as partial. The transcript is spliced from 33 exons.
AACUUUUCUAAGAGUUUUCAAACUUCUGCUCGAGUUCAAAUCGCGCGCACGCGAGCUCUCCCGCCGCGUUGACUCCCGUUUUCCCCGAUUUCCGUUUCGUGCUUUGAAACUUUCUUUCACUCCAAGCAUUUUCCCCCUCUUUUAAGUUAUGUUUGCCUCUAAGUGUUUUCUUAUGGCGAAUAGAUGACAGCGCGCGAGGGUUUACAACUGCUUCACACGCGACAGAGUGGAGCUGCACUUCUAUAGUUUUAUUUUUGUGUCUUUCUAUCUAUUGUGUGUAAAUAUAGUACAGAGUGGUUCUUUCAAAUUUUCCCAACACUUUUACUUCCAAUGGAUAUGGCUGUGCUCAUGUGGGACAUCAUUGUUUCUCUAACGUUAUUGAUUUCUCCGGAUUUGCUCUCGGCGGAUAAGAGCGGCUUCAGGAGACUGUACGUACUUCAGCCGGGACCGAGCGGUACGGACGGUGUUCACGUGAGCUCCAUUUCAUCGCUCUCGGGAGCGUCGGGACAGCCGCACUCCUACAAUGUGGAGCUCAAAGCCAGCCUCGGCGGCCAGGUCCGGACCCGCAGAAUGGGUCACCAGUCGAACCCGAACCCGAGCAUUCCGAUACGUCAGAACGCGCAGCCUGGCCGACACACAACCAGCCAUCAUAUGAAAAUGUCAGGAGUGAAUGUCUGUGGGGGGCAGUGCUGUGUUGGUUGGAGCAAGACCCCAGGAUCUCAGCGCUGCACUAAACCUAACUGUACACCGCCAUGCAAGAAUGGAGGGAUGUGCUUGCGGCCCCACAUUUGUGUGUGUAAGCCAGGCUCUAAAGGCAAGUCCUGUGAACAGACUACUCUGCCCCCAUCCUCGCAUCCAACUGGACCAUUAAACGGACACACCAAUGGUGGACUUCCAAACGUAGGUCAUACGAAUGGAUACCCCAAUGGUCAUAAUGUAGUUCCCCAGCGUCCUAUUCCUCAGCAGAUCUUCCCGCAAGGCCAAGGUCAAGUGCCGUUACCAUUGCCCGGCACCAAAGUGGGACAUCUGACCCUGUCCAUGAAGCCGUCACCUAACGGACCCAUUCCUUAUCAGCCACAAGUACAAAACCCAGUUUCAAUGACGAUGCACCAGAGCAAAACCCAGAAGUUCAUGGUUCAGCAGAAAAACUACCACACUCACACACAGAUGCACGGAGUCGGACCCACCCUGAACCGGGCCAUCCCGCUUUCAGUGGGACACAAACCAAUAAAUCUAGGGAACCACACAGGCCGGAUCAAGGUGGUCUUCACCCCGACUAUCUGCAAGAUGACCUGCACUAAUGGCCGCUGUCAGAACAGCUGUCAGCAGGGCAACACCACCACUAUCAUCAGUGAAAAUGGGCACGCUACGGACACGCUUACUGCCCCCAACUUCAGAGUCGUUGUUUGCCAUUUGCCCUGCAUGAAUGGAGGAAAAUGCAGUGCUCGGGACAAGUGCCAGUGCCUACCUAACUUUACUGGAAAAUUCUGCCAAAUGGCGAAUCCCAACGGUCACCAGGGGCAACAUGCUGUCGUAAACGGACAGAAGACACACGUCCACUCAACGCACACAUUACCCCUCACCUACGGCACUGGACAAAACCAGGGUUUGGUGAAUGUCCAUGUGAAGCAUCCCCCAGAAGCCUCUGUCCAGAUCCAUCAGGUGUCUCCGGUGGACAGUAAUGGGCAGGUGAAGAACACACACUCCAGCCACUCCUUCACCUACCACAGCAGCAGCCAGAGCAUCCAACACGGUCAUACUCACAGCGGCGUCAUUUACCCCAACCAGCAAACAUACCCCCAGUACCAGCCGGUGACAUCCAAGAGCCAGUUGGGACGCUGCUUCCAGGAGACUGCUGGAAUGCAGUGUGGGAAAGCUCUGCCUGGCCUGUCUAAACAAGAUGCCUGUUGUGGGACGGUGGGCACAUCAUGGGGAUUCCACAAAUGCCAAAAAUGCCCCAAGAAAACAUCGAUUCCUUUGAUUGAAUGUCCUCUAGGCUAUAAGAGGCUGAAUGCCACUCGCUGUAUCGAUAUUGAUGAGUGCCAUAUUCAAGGAGUUUGUCCCAAUGGAAACUGCAUAAACACCAUGGGCAGCUACAGGUGUAUCUGCAACCCAGGCUUUGUGCCUGACCCCACCCUGACCACCUGCUUCCCUGUGUUUAAAGACAUCUGUCCUGGAGGAAUGGGUUACCAUGUCACCACACCGUACAUUUACAAGCCCAAACCUCCUAAUGGACACAGCCAGACAGACGGUCACGGCCAGAGCAAGCCCACCAUCAGACACCAAGUGCCUAUGGAUCCUCCUGUGCCCUUCCCCACCCUGCAGCAGCCUGUGGAAGCUCUCAGCAUCACAGAGAGGCAGCUACCUGUGCCCACAGUUCCCUGGCAGGAGCUUUAUACCCACAUGAGUGUUGAUAGGUCAGUAGUACAGCCCGGACAGGCCCAGCUGUCACCCGGGGUGUCUACAAUCAGGAUGGAGCCUGCCCUCCCAGAGGUGGUGGAGAAGGUGUCACCACCUGCUCCAGUGGCAAUUCCGCCCUCCAUAGAAAGUCAGAACAUCUCCCCAACACAGCUGGCAGAGAUUGACGAGUGUCAAGUGAGUCCUGAUAUCUGUGGUGCAGGAAUCUGUUAUAACACUUUUGACAGCUACAUGUGCAUCUGUGAUGACGGCUAUAGAAUAGACAGUGAGGGCACCACAUGUGUAGAUGUCGACGAGUGUGCAGAGAGCCCAAGUUUGUGUGCUAAUGGUCACUGUCAGAACACUCCAGGCGGAUUCCUGUGUGCGUGUGAGCCUGGCUUCAUGCCUAACGAGAAGGGCAACAGCUGCUCCGAUAUCGAUGAAUGCCAGGAUGGGAGAGUGUGUCCGUCCGGUCUCUGCUAUAACACUCUGGGCUCUUUCAUGUGUUCUCCUUGUCCAGAUGGAUUUGAAGGGAGAAAUGGCCAAUGUGUUGAUAUAAAUGAGUGUUUGGAUGAAAAAGUAUGCGCUCAUGGUCAGUGCUCCAAUCGGGAGGGCUAUUUCAUUUGCACGUGUGAUGAAGGUUUCUCGCUCAUUCAUGACGGCAAGGCCUGCAUAGACAUUGAUGAAUGCCAGGAUGACAGCGUGUGCAUCCAAGGUCACUGUCAGAAUACAGAGGGGUCGUUUAUCUGCAACUGUGAGCCCGGCUUUAUAUUGUCCUCCACAGGAGAUCAAUGUAACGAUGUGGACGAGUGUUUGGAGUUACCUCAGACUUGUGAUAGUGUGGGACAGUGCGUCAAUAUCUUGGGAUCUUACCAGUGCAACUGCCCACUGGGAUAUAGACAAGUUAACGGCACCAGCUGCCAUGAUGUUGAUGAGUGUGAGGACGAGACACAACUGUGCGUCCCCAACGGAAAGUGUUUGAACACAGAGGGUUCGUUCCUGUGUGAGUGUGAUGCCGGCUUUGUGUCCACCAGGGAUCCACCAGGCUGUGAGGAUGUAGAUGAAUGUGUGGAUGGCAGCAGAUGUGUAAAUAGUACCUGUUCAAACACAGAGGGCUCGUAUAUCUGCCAUUGUGAAAUAGGCUACCGCCUGGAGCCAACCAAUCAGACGUGCCAGGAUAUUGAUGAGUGUGCUGACUUGGCGACGUCUAUUUGUGGGGUUUGGGCCUGUCACAACACACCGGGCUCUUACCGAUGUGAGGUGCCCUGUCCACCUGGCCUUUCCCGAGGCGAACACAGCGUCUGCAUCGAUGUGGAUGAGUGUUCUCUGAAUGAGAAUACCUGUGGAAGUCAUGGUGUUUGUCAGAAUACAAUAGGCUCCUUCAGCUGCCAGUGCGACCCGGGAUUCAAGGACUCUCAGGAUGGGCAGGGCUGUGUGGAUGUGAACGAGUGUGAGCUGCUUGGUAAUGUGUGUGGUGAGGCCACCUGUGAGAAUCGUGAAGGCACCUUCUUGUGUUUGUGUCCUGACGAGAUGCAAGAAUUUGAUCCGAUGUCGGCCAAAUGCUUCUCUACACCACCAGUCACACCUGUGGAGAGGAAAGAGUGUUACUUUAACUUGAAUGAUGAGAACCUGUGUGAUAAGGUGCUGGCCAGCAGCAUGACUAAAGAGGAGUGCUGCUGUACGCUAGGAGCCGGCUGGGGGGACAACUGUGAGGUCCAUCCCUGCCCCAUCCCGGGAACAGAUCAGUUCUCACAGAUGUGUCCAGCAGGCCGGGGUUACAUUCCUCCUGGAGAUCCUAUGAUUCCUACAACCAGCUUAGCAGAAAGCUUCAAAGACACAGAUGAAUGCAAACUUUUUGAAAAUGAGAUCUGCAAAGAUGGCUUUUGUCUCAAUACCCCUGGUGGGUAUGAGUGUUACUGCAAGGCCGGACUCUACUAUGAUGAGAGCAAACUGCAGUGUGUUGACACUGAUGAAUGUGCGGAUGAAUCGAACUGUAUAGAUGGUAAAUGUAUGAACACAUAUGGGUCAUAUCAGUGUUUCUGCACUCCGCCCCUGGUUCUCGCACCUGACAGCGCACGCUGCAUUUUGCCCACCAUGGCAGCGCAAAGAGAAACUGAUGUGUACUCGGGUAUUUGCUGGGAGACUGUGACGGAAAGGCUGACCUGCACAAAGCCCAUUGCCAACCUACAGACCACGUUCACAGAGUGCUGCUGUUUACACGGAGAUGCCUGGGGCAUGGAUUGUGCUCUCUGCCCCCAGAAAAAUACAGAUGCCUAUGCCACUAUGUGUAAUAUUCGUCAGUUUGGUGGUCCCCGUCAGCCGUAUGGUCAGGAUGCUUUGGUCGCUGGCCCAGCUAUUGAAUACGGCCCUGAAUACGACUCUCGAUCUCUGAACCCUGACGGCACGCUGCCCCUCUAUGAAGAUUACGAAGAACCAAGAAAUCCAUAUGAUGCAUUUGAAGGACUGCGAGCAGAGGAAUGCGGUGUGCUAAACGGAUGUGAGAAUGGACGGUGUGUGCGGGUGCAGGAAGGAUACACCUGCGACUGCUUCGAUGGUUACACACUUAACAUGUCCCGCAUUCUC